AUGUCCAGCACCGAGAGUAGCUCAGGUCCGUCUCCAGCACAAAUUCAUGGCCUGAUCACAACCCACCUGCGCCAAGUGUGGAGCGAGCCUUCCUCGGCAAAGCGCAGGCCAAUCUUCCCAGCCGUCUAUCAUCCUGAUGUCAUUGUUUAUGAGCCCGAUGGCAGAGUGCUGAAGGGCUUCGACCAAAUGGACGAGACUGUCGAGGCAUUGACUGGUAAGGGCGGACAAUUCGAAGGCUGCCAACUUAGGGCCAGAGACAUCAAAAGGAACGGAGACUUCGUUUGGGUCAGCUGGGAUCUCGGUCCGCCCAAGGAAGAAGAUGGCGAGGCAAUCGAGGUCAAGGCCACAGGCGCAGACGGGAUAUUGUUGGACGUCAACGACAAGGGCGAGGCGAAAAUAAGGACCUUGUGGGUGAUCAUAGACGGGCUGAGCGAUGUGAGACCCUGA
Molecule: messenger RNA, 447 nt
Organism: Cyphellophora attinorum
Lineage: Eukaryota; Fungi; Ascomycota; Eurotiomycetes; Chaetothyriales; Cyphellophoraceae
Exons: 2
Coding region: 1-447 (148 amino acids)
Source: RefSeq, a predicted model, not a curated record